This is a messenger RNA of Saccostrea cuccullata (small rock oyster), 556 nucleotides long. RefSeq lists its product as uncharacterized. The record is from RefSeq and is a predicted model, not a curated record. NCBI's taxonomy places the organism in Eukaryota, Metazoa, Mollusca, Bivalvia, Ostreida, Ostreidae. The transcript has 4 exons. The coding region runs from base 63 to 515 and encodes 150 amino acids.
AUAAGGUACUACACAGGUUAAAUCCAUUAACAUCACCACUGGCACAUUCUUUGCAGCACGCUAUGAGAUUAAUUGGUUUGUUUGCAUUUUUAGCUGUAUUAUUAGGCGUUUCAGGAAGAUGUAGAUUUCAGAAAUAUGGAUAUUAUUACGAUUAUGAUGAUGGAUUCUAUAGGAAAGGUAUAUACUACAAAUAUGUUUACUGCAGCGGCUACUGUAACCAUGUUAGCAAUUCCUGUGACUAUGUUUACGACGUUUCAAGCAGUGUGAAUGUCGGAACCAUUAUUGGUGCAGUUGUCGGUGGUUUAGCUGGUCUGGCAAUAUUGGUUACUAUUUGUGUCGUAGUAGCUUGCGUUUGUGCUAGGCAACAUAGAAGUCCCGGUCAAGUUAUUUAUACAAAUCGUCCAGGAAACACAACUGUCGCAUACAACAAUACUACAACACAGUAUCCAGUCGGAGUUCAACAGCCUGUGUAUACAGUUUCAUCAAACAAUGAAAACAUGACCAAACCCCAGUAAAAAGAAGUGGCAUAAAAUGAUCAAAUAAAUCGAAGACUUCU